Molecule: messenger RNA, 3071 nt
Organism: Funneliformis geosporum
Lineage: Eukaryota; Fungi; Glomeromycota; Glomeromycetes; Glomerales; Glomeraceae
Source: the annotation of a GenBank genome assembly
UAUAAUAAACCUGAUAGCAUUACAGAAACCAAGGAUGAUAAUGAUAUUAGCCAUCUUACUGAGGUUGAAGAGAAAUUUAAUAAUUCUGUCAACACAAAAGAAAUCUGUCGUGCUUAUGUUUAUUUUUGCUCAAAUUUUGGUGGUUUUUCUGUUAAUAAAGUUCUUGACUUACCACCAACUUUUCAAUCCUUGGAAUUCUUGCAUUUUACUUGUAUUAAUAAGUUACAGACUCACUUGAUAUCACUUGAUUUAUUAGAUGGAUGUUUUAACUCCAUAAUAGUCAAAAUAGCUCUGGAGAAACGAAUUCAAAUAUGUGGAUUUAAUAAUUGGAUGGAAUUUCGCGUUGAACCAAAAACAAAAUUAAAUGGUCUUAUUGAUGCAUAUAAAUUAAUGUUUGAGAAAUUUCCAGUUGAUGGCUGCGUCAAACCUGAGCAAAAUCGUCCUCUUAAUUUGAGAAUAGUUCUCGAUAUUGAGAAUCGGGAUAAAACCGAUCAAUAUCAAGAAAAGUUUGAGGAAUACAUUUCUGAAUCCUUUGAAGAUUUGAAGAGUGCCACAAAAAAGCCCACAACAGUUCUAAAAAAAAUUUCUACAUUAGUUAUUACCUUCGAGGAACUUGAUAUUAAAAGUGUAAAAUUUCAAAAGAAGUAUUCAUCAGAAUAUCAAUUAGGAGAUUGGAUUAUUCAACUAUGUUGUUUAAUUCCUAUACAAAUUGCUGUAGCAAGAAAUAACUUGUUUCUACCUCUCAAGGAUGGAUUGUUUUCAAAUUUUGAAUUUGAUGGUUAUGGUCAUGUAAAUAAUAUUGCAGAAAACAUUUCCUUUGGGUGGUAUGAAGGAAUAUUCAAACAUUUCAGUGACAAACAAGUAAAAGUUGUUUCUAGUAUGGGUGAACAAUCAUGCGGAAAAUCGUUCAUGCUAAAUCAUCUUGUUGGAACUUCCUUUGAUGGCUCUGCAAUGCGUUGUACUGAGGGAGUUUGGAUGUCGCUAGAAUUUCUUUAUGUCGCACUUGAUUUUGAAGGUUUAAAUUCUCUUGAGAGAAGCGCUCAAGAAGACCUAUUUUUAACACUUUUUAAUACUAUAAUAUCAAAUCUCAUACUCUUUAAGAAUCAAUUUACAGUUAAUAGAGAUAUUUCUUCAAUGUUUCAAAGAUUUCAGGACGGUGCAAUGUUAUUUGAAUCCGAUCCAAAAUUAUUUCAGGCAAAACUUUGUGUUAUCAUAAAAGAUGUGCCUAAAGCCGAUAUAGAAGACAUUAUUCAAGAAUUUAAGUUAAAGUUUUCUCAAUUAGUUUCAGAGGAAGUUGGAGAUAAUUUUAUUUCAAGAAUGUGUCGAGGUGGAUUGGACAUUAUCACUUGGCCAAUGUUUAAUGAUAAUGCAUGGUUUAAAGCAUUAUCAAUAUUGAAAAAAAAGCUAUAUAAACUGGAAACAAAAUAUGACAAUGCAAGAACUUUCCUGCAAAAUACAAAAGUACUUAUGGCUAAAUUAAAGAUUUGUGAUUGGGGAUCGUUAAAUGAAAACCUCACACAAAUCCGUGUUAUAUCAUUAAAAAAGUUGCUAAUAACAGUAAUCUCUUAUGCCAAAUUAUCUGAUAUUUUACGAGACUUCAAAUAUUCCGAUCGAAUAUUACCGGAUUCUGGUCUCCAAUUGUAUGGAGAAUACGAAUCUUUUGCCAAACUUUCUGAAUAUUUAAGAGCUUACUUUGAAGAAAUUGUAAAGCUGCGGAAAGACUCGUCUAAUGAUGCCAAAUGGUUCUCCGACUUAAAUAGAUUUAUUAAGUAUAUUAUAAAUCGUCGAGUUUUACGUGUUCAAGAUUGGUAUUUGCAGAAUACAGCAAAGUUUUCUCAAGAAAAUAAAACAAACAGUGACAUCGUUUACGGUAAAUAUGCAAUGGAGCAAGAAAUAAGCAAACUAAUGUCUUUAUGGACAUUGUGUGGAUUAACAUGUCAUCAUUGUGGUUUAAAAUGUGUUAAAAAUCGUGACCACGAAGAAAAUCAUGAUUGUUUAACGGAUCACGAGUGUAAAUUUCUUUGCCACUUCACAGUAAUUCACAACAGAAAAUCAGUUCCAACAUGUGGUUAUAAAGCUGGACAUGAAGGUAAACAUGUUUGCAAAGAAGUGAAUCAUUUGUGUGGUGAAUCAUGUAGUCUUAUCGAUAAGCGUAGCUGUCAACAAAUUUGCUCCAAAGAAAUCGGGCAUGUUGAUGAGCAUCUUUGUCCAUCUUCACGUCAUUAUUGUGGAGAAGAUUGUUCAUUAUCAACAAAAACUCAGAAAGGAUAUUACCAUUGUCUUAAUAAAUGCAUUAUUCCAUAUGAAGAACAACAUUGUUUGCACCGCUGUGAAAAUGAGACGUGUCCAAUUCAAUGUCCAAUUUUAGAUUGUCAGAGAAAAUGUCAAAGCAAUAAACAUUUUCACUGUAAUACACACAUGCAAGUUGAUCAUUUUUGUGGAAAUGAACAUCAAUGUCGUGAAUUAUGCGAAGAGGCUGGUAUAUGCAAAGUAAUAAUUGAACCAAAGAAGCAAGAGCAUGAGGAGGUUUAUAAAGGAAAAGUUGAAGGAACUUCUAUUACAUCUACUAAGUAUAUUCAAUCAAGUGAAAGGUUGAGGUGUAACAAAAGAAUUCCUCCAAAUGAAUUUAAGCAUGCUGGAAAGCAUACGCAUAAUGCAAGAGAUGACCUUACACAAGAUGGUUUUCAUUUUUGUGAUGUAAAAUGUCAAUUCUGUGAAUAUUUUUGUACAUUACCUUAUGAGCACACACAAGUUCAUAGCACGACGCAUGGAAAUAUGAUACAUAGUGAGUUCACUGGAUAUGCAGGAAAUAAAUUAAGAAUCGGUGAUCAAGGAACUUUUGUUCUUUGUAAUCUGUUUUGCAAAAAUUUAGGAAGACAUUAUCAUAUUGAUUAUUGUCAGAGUCAAGAUAUUUGUCAAGGACAAGAUAUACAGCAUAUUAAUGAACAAAUACAACCUAAUCCUAGCAUACCAAAAGAUUUCAUUUCUCACAAAUUGUUCUGGGAAAGAGCAGGUUUCAAAGAUCCAUAUUCUGCUCAAGAACAACAAGAGUUUGCGAAAUGUGAUCAGAU